This is a messenger RNA of Aspergillus eucalypticola CBS 122712, 564 nucleotides long. RefSeq lists its product as uncharacterized. The transcript is spliced from 2 exons. Lineage: Eukaryota; Fungi; Ascomycota; Eurotiomycetes; Eurotiales; Aspergillaceae. The coding region runs from base 204 to 380 and encodes 58 amino acids. The record is from RefSeq and is a predicted model, not a curated record.
AUAUCGCAAUUGAACCAUUUUCGAGUGCCUCGAAGAAAGAUCAUCCUAAUCAUGGGAUAUUCACAACGUCCCAAUUUUUCAAUGCUUUGAGUGGAUUCUCACCCACCUUCCGAAACGACGUCUUGAACAACGAGGCUCUGGAUAGAGUAUCCGAGGAUGCGUUCAGAGUAUAUGGUGAUUACUGGCUUCUACUGGGUGCGAUAAUGGAAUAUGCACCAACUCAACUAGCUCUAUCUUUCCAUAGAGACAUGAGCUUCAGCCAUUUUAUCGUUGACUAUCUGAAGCACGACGCACCACCCACUUCAAACAUUUCUUAUUGUCGCCCUGACACCUUUCACGAGCGAAAAUGGUGCUACCCACAUCAUUCUGGGCAGCCAUAAGUGGCAAUCCAUUGAUGGUGCCACGAUGGAUCAGGCUGUUCGUGCCGUGAUGAACCUUGGAGAUGCUCUGGUGCUUAUCGAUGGCAUGGUGCAUUGCGGAGGCGCCAAUAUUACAGAAACCGAGUUCACUCCGCUAGAGAAGGCUUCUUGGAUGGGCAAGUCAACGAUCCUCUGCGCCACGUGA